Messenger RNA from Nannospalax galili (Upper Galilee mountains blind mole rat), 3598 nucleotides. RefSeq names its product MYCL proto-oncogene, bHLH transcription factor (gene Mycl). Gene Ontology annotation, molecular function: protein dimerization activity; RNA polymerase II cis-regulatory region sequence-specific DNA binding; DNA-binding transcription factor activity, RNA polymerase II-specific. Gene Ontology annotation, biological process: regulation of transcription by RNA polymerase II. Bases 643 to 1740 code for a protein of 365 amino acids. The transcript has 3 exons. NCBI's taxonomy places the organism in Eukaryota, Metazoa, Chordata, Mammalia, Rodentia, Spalacidae. The record is from RefSeq and is a predicted model, not a curated record.
CCCUCCCGGGUUCCCAGUCCCCGGGCACACCGCGAGAUAUAAAGCAGUCGGGGAAACAAUGCGCCUGCAGCUCGCGCUCCCGCGUCCAUCCCUGGAGCGUCCGGGCCGCCGUGCGCGAGCGAGGCAGGGGGCGGGCACGCGGGGGGCGCGCUCGUGAGUGCGGGGCCGCGCGCUCGGUGGCGCGCAUGUGUGUGUGUGCGGGCUGCCGGGCUGCCCCGAGCCGGCGGGGAGCCGCUCCGCUCCAGGUGGCGGGCGGCGGGAGCGAGGUGAGGCUGCGGGUGGCCGGGACGCGGGUCCCCUGGGGGCGGGCAGGCUGCGGAGCUGCAGGCUGCCUUCCAGGCACCGCACGCCCCCGCCCGGCCCGGCCGAGCCCCGGGAGCUGUGCUCCGGGCGGUGCUGGCAAAGUUUGCUUUGAACUCGCUCCCUGCAGCCUGGUCAGCGCGCAGAGAGCCGCUGCCCCGGGCGCUCCGACCCCAGGCCAGGCUUCCGGGGACCAGAGGGCAGGGCGCGGGCUGCCAGCCGGCGUAUCUGGGGAGGGAUCGGAGCCCCGCAGCCGGCUGCGGCAAGGGAUUCGGAGCCUCGGCUUCUCGCGGCGGGCACCGCAGACAGCACGUCCCCACUUCCCUCCCGCAGGGAGCGGACAUGGACUUCGACUCGUACCAGCACUAUUUCUACGACUAUGACUGCGGUGAGGAUUUCUACCGCUCCACGGCGCCCAGCGAGGACAUCUGGAAGAAAUUCGAGCUGGUGCCGUCGCCCCCCACGUCGCCGCCCUGGGGCUUGGGUCCUGGAGCCGGAGACCCAGCCUCUGGGAUUGGGCCCCCCGAGCCGUGGCCCGGAGGGGGUGCCGGGGACGAGACGGAAUCUCGGGGCCACUCGAAAGCUUGGGGUAGGAAUUAUGCUUCCAUCAUCCGUCGUGACUGCAUGUGGAGUGGCUUUUCCGCCCGGGAACGGCUGGAGAGAGCGGUGAGCGACAGGCUCGCCCCUGGCGCGCCCCGGGGGAACCCGCCCAAAGCGCCCGCCACCCCGGACUGCACUCCCGGCCUGGAAGCCAGUAACCCGGCGCCCGCCACCCCCUGUCAGCUGGGUGAGCCCAAGACCCAGGCCUGCUCCGGGUCCGAGAGCCCCAGCGACUCGGAAGGUGAAGAAAUUGAUGUUGUAACGGUGGAGAAGAGACAGUCUUUGGAUAUACGGAAGCCGGUCACCAUCACAGUGCGAGCAGAUCCCCUGGACCCCUGUAUGAAACACUUCCACAUCUCUAUCCAUCAGCAACAGCAUAACUAUGCGGCCCGUUUUCCUCCAGAAAGUUGCUCUCAAGAAGAGGCUCCUGAGAGGAGUCCCCAGGAAGAGACUCUGGAGAAAGAAGCUCCCAAGGAGGAAGAGGAAGAAGAAGAGGAAGAAGAGAUUGUGAGUCCCCCACCUGUAGAAAGCGAGGCUCCCCAGUCCUGCCACCCCAAACCUGUCAGUUCUGAUACUGAGGAUGUGACCAAGAGGAAGAACCAUAACUUCUUGGAACGAAAAAGGCGGAAUGACCUCCGCUCCCGGUUCUUGGCUCUGAGGGACCAGGUACCCACCCUGGCCAGCUGCUCUAAGGCCCCCAAAGUAGUGAUCCUAAGCAAGGCCUUAGAAUACUUGCAAGCCCUGGUGGGGGCUGAAAAGAAGAUGGCUACAGAGAAAAGGCAGCUCCGGUGUCGGCAGCAGCAACUGCAGAAAAGAAUUGCAUACCUCAGUGGCUACUAACUGACCAAAAAAGCCUGACUUUUCUGUCUUAUAGGCGCAAGUUUAUUUUUCAACCUCCCUCUCCCUUUUAGUAAUUUGCACAAUUUGGUUACAGCGGGGCAGUCUGAACAGAUCCCAGAAUGCAUUGCAGCCGGUGCACACACAAUAAGGGCUUGCAUUCUUGGAAACCUUGAAACCCAGCUCUCCCUCUUCCCUGACUCAUGGGAGUACUGUGUCCUCUCUGGCGCCUUUGCUUCUCAGCAGGCAGCUGACUGAGGAGCCUUGGGGUCUGCCUAGCUCACUAGCUCCAAAGAAAAGGCUGACAGAUGCUAUGCAACAGGUGGUGGAUGAUGUCGGGGGCUGCAGCCUGCAUGAAAUCUCACACUGUGUUGGAGCUUUAGGCUAGGAAAAGAUGUUGCUCCCACUGGUGUCUCUGGGGGUGAUGCAAGGACAGCUGGGCCCGGAUGCAGUCCCUGAGGCUCCUUUUUCCAGGAGACACAUGAGCUGUCCUGUUGAAGACAAACUCACAGACUUGAUCAGCGUGGACCAUACCUCACUGUCAGACACUUUACAGUAGCUGAGGAGUGGAAACAUUUAAGAUGUAUUAGGAUGUAGGGCCACACCCUUCCCCCCACUCUCCAUGCUAAGACUUUGAGAACAUUUAAAGAGCUUGGCCUGUAGAUUCUUUGUCUCAGAGCCCUCUGGGCCUUCCCAGAGAGGGACCUUUCUGUCCUCACAAGGGACUUUUUUGUUUCUCUCUGCCUUUGUUAUGCAAUGGGCACUGUGGAACCCUUUCCCACAGAUCAGAAAUAUUUCUUUAAGACAUAAGGAAAUGGGUCCUGUCCUGGGGCCUGAGGAAGGGUUGAAGUCCUGGCUCAUGAACUUGUUUCCUUGCCCAGGUGUUUUCAGUGGGCCAUUUGAGGCCCAUCUUGGAACCUUUUCUCAAGGUAGACAUAAGGCACCUCAGAAGGAAGUGCUAUAGCACUUCCUCUUUCCUACCUGCCUCUCAUCUCAAUUCUUGACUCUGAAGUUUUGCUGGAACCCUGCAGACCUCUCCUUCUAAAGUAACUCGAAGGAGAUUGCUGGCUCUGCAGCCAUCAGCCUGGUUCCCUGCCAGCCUGACGUGAGUCAGAUCCUUUUCCCAGAAUCUGGGCUUUACUGAGAUUUUCAAAGGAGAGCCACUUGGAUUGAUCUAGUGCCCCAGAAGGUGGACUUACUUCUGGAGGGUUGUAAGGGUACCUCUAGGAGCUCUACUUAGCCAACCAUGAUAGAUGUUGCCCCAGCUGGUCUCUACAGCUCCAGAUGGGAUCUAGAUACAGCCCUCAUUCUAGGCAAGCCACCCAGCCUGGCAGCAGUCAUGUGGGCAUCCUCAAGAACUCCUAAGCCUUGCCUGGAAGAACCAGCCCUUCCAGAACUUUUCCCAGGAAGGCAGAUUCCUGAUGGACUUGGGUUUGGAAGUAGGUAUGGGGGUGGUGACAGUAAGUAUUGUCCAUGAUAGUCUCUCUAGGGUUGCUUCUGGCCUGGGAGAGCCCUGGUGGAAGCCUUGGAAAUAGCUGUUGUUACCUUCUGGAGCAGGAUUUUCAGUCACCAACAGACUUGUAGAAAUGUCUGUAGAGGACAAGUAUGGAACAGGCUACUGAGUUCUUAUCUGAAUAGCUUGUGUUUUAUAAGCUGCUGCUGGAUGAUAUGCUGGGGGAAUCUUUUUUUUUUUAAUACUGUAUUUUUGUAUACCUUUUGCAAAGUGGUGUUAACUGUUUUUGUACAAGAAAAAAAAAAAAAAAAAACCAACUCCUGUUGCAAGGGUCUCAUUUAUUUUGAAAGGCAAGUUUACCUAAAAUUUUGUAUUUAGUUGUGGUUACUGAUUGCUUGGUUUUAAACU